Anolis carolinensis (green anole) is the source of this 7104-nucleotide messenger RNA. Its product is annotated as peroxidasin homolog. The coding region runs from base 69 to 4292 and encodes 1407 amino acids. The record is from RefSeq and is a predicted model, not a curated record. Gene Ontology annotation, biological process: response to oxidative stress. NCBI's taxonomy places the organism in Eukaryota, Metazoa, Chordata, Lepidosauria, Squamata, Anolidae. The transcript has 23 exons. Gene Ontology annotation, molecular function: peroxidase activity; protein binding; heme binding.
GGCUGGGGAAUUUUUGUCUGCCUCUUUGCAGCUCCGAAUCUGGGGGACUUCACAUUCCUGCAAACACCAUGCUGGGACAAGACACAGGCCUUCCAAGCAUCUGCCUUCUGCUCCUCUUACCUGCCUUGGCCGCCUCUUGUCCCAGCCGCUGCUUGUGUUUCAGGACCACAGUAAGAUGCAUGCAUCUGAGGCUGGAAACCAUUCCUGAGGUCCCACCACAGACCAAUGUCCUGGACCUGCGUUUCAACCACAUCAGAGAAAUCCAGCCUGGAUCCUUCCGCAAUCUAAAGAACCUCAACACAUUACUUUUGAACAACAACCAAAUAAAGCACAUUGCCCGAGGGUCGUUUGAAGAACUUGAGAACCUGAAAUACCUCUACCUUUACAAGAAUGAAAUACAAAGCAUCCAGCAAAAUGCCUUCAAGGGACUCAGUUCCCUGGAACAGCUUUAUCUGCAUUUUAACAACCUUGACGCCUUGGAUCCAGAUACUUUUAGUGACCUGCCCAAGCUGGAACGACUCUUCUUGCACAACAAUCGGAUUUCCAGGAUCCAGCCAGGAGCCAUCGCCCGACUGGAAUCUCUGAAACGUCUGCGACUGGAUUCCAAUGCGCUGCUGUGCGACUGUGACCUGAUGUGGCUGGCGGAGCUGCUGAAUAAAUACGCCAUCCAGGGCAAUGCCCAGACUGCUGUCACCUGUGAGAACCCAAAGGAGCUGCAAGGUCGUUCCAUUGUCAGCUUGACCACACAAGAAUUUCACUGUGAGAGCCCUCGCAUCACAACGGAGCCUCAGAAUGUGGAUGUCACACUGGGCAACACCGUCUAUUUCAUCUGCCGGGCAGAAGGUAACCCAAAACCCAAGAUCAUCUGGCUCCACAACAACAAUGAAAUUGACAUGAGGGAGGACGGACGGCUGAACCUGCUACAGGAUGGAACCUUAAUGAUCCAAGACACCAGGGAGUCAGACAAAGGCAUCUAUCAGUGCAUGGCCAAGAAUAUUGCAGGCGAAGCCAAGACUCAGGAAGUUGUCCUACGCUAUUAUGGAAACCCAUCCAAGCCAAGCUUUGUGAUCCAGCCUCAGAAUACAGAGGUCCUGGUUGGAGGAAGUGUGACCCUAGAAUGCGGUGUCUCUGGGAACCCUCCUCCUCGUGUUAUUUGGGUGCUGAGCUCGGGGUCUCCUUUGCCGCAGGAUUCGCGCUUCACCAUCACCGGCUCCGGAGGCCUCUACAUCCAAAACGUCACCUUCUCUGACCAGGGGCAAUACAGCUGCAAUGCCAGUAACAGCGAAGGCUCCAUCCAGGCCACAGCAAACGUUAUAGUGCAAGAUACUCCAAAGUUUUUGGUCAUGCCUACAGAUCAGACUGUCACAGAAGGUCAAAGCGUGGACUUCCCAUGUUCUGCUGAAGGUCAUCCUCUGCCCGUAAUUGCCUGGACAAGAGCAGGUGGCCCAUUGCCAAGUGAUCGGAGACACAGCAUCCUUGCCACGGGUACCUUAAGGAUAGUCCGGGUUGCCCUUCACAACCAAGGCCAGUACGAGUGCCAUGCCAUCAGCGCAAUCGGUGUCCAAAGCGUCCCAGUCCAGCUCUGGGUGACUCCGCGAGUGAUUCCGGUGUUUCUCCAUCCUCCACAAGAUAUGGCAGCAGAGACUGGGCAAGACAUUGAGAUCCCAUGUGCUGCCCAGGGAGAUCCACAGCCCAUCAUCACAUGGGCCAAGGAAGGCAUUCAGAUCACAGAAAGUGGGAAAUUUCACAUCAGCCAAGAAGGGACCCUGUCUGUCAGAGACCUGGGAACAGCUGAUCAAGGGAAAUAUGAAUGUGUAGCCAGGAAUACCUUUGGGUUCACUUCCAGCACCAUGCAGCUGACAGUCAUUGCCACAAAUAUUGGCAGAAGUGGUGAUACAUUUGUAGCCACCUCGAUCCAGGAAGCCAUCAGCAGCGUGGACCACGCAAUCAAUUCUACGCGCACUGAACUGUUCAGCAAGCGGCCCAAAACUCCUAAUGAAUUGCUGGCCCUUUUCCGUUAUCCACGGGACCCAUACACGAUCGAAACAGCUCGGGCCGGAGAGAUCUUUGAGAGGACCUUGCAGCUGAUUCAGGAGCAUGUGCAGCAGGGGUUGGUAGUGGACAUGAAUGGAACAGGUUACCGCUACAACGAUCUGGUCUCCCCUCACUACCUCAACAUGAUUGCCAACCUGUCCGGCUGUUCCGCCCAUCGCCGCACACCCAACUGCUCCAAUAUCUGCUUUCACAAGAAGUACCGGACCCACGACGGCUCAUGUAAUAACCUCCAGCACCCCAUGUGGGGGGCGUCCCUCACGGCGUUCCAGCGUCUGCUCAAGCCAGCCUACCAGAACGGCUUCAACCUUCCCAGAGGCUUCUCUUUGGUGGAAGAGUCCGGAGAGCUCCCCCUUCCUCUGCCUCGCUUGGUCUCCACUGCUAUGAUCGGGACGGAGAUCAUUACACCCGACGACCAGUUCACUCACAUGCUGAUGCAGUGGGGCCAGUUCCUGGACCAUGACCUUGACCAGACUGUGGCCGCCAUCAGCAUGGCCCGGUUCUCCGAUGGAGAGUCUUGCAGCCAGGUGUGCACCAAUGACCCUCCUUGCUUCUCCAUCAUGAUCCCAGAGAACGACCCACGGGUGAGGAACGGGCGCUGCAUGUUCUUUGUCCGUUCCAGCCCUGUGUGUGGCAGUGGGAUGACCUCCCUGCUGAUGAACUCCGUCUAUGCCCGAGAGCAAAUCAACCACCUCACCUCCUUCAUCGAUGCCUCCAAUGUCUACGGCAGCACAGAACACGAGUCAUUGGAACUCAGGGACCUCAGCAACCAGAAGGGUCUCCUGAAGGAAGGCCAAGUGGUUCCAAGUUCUGGUAAACCCCUCCUUCCCUUUGCGGUGGGCCCCCCAACUGAAUGCAUGCGGGAUGAGAGCGAGAGCCCUGUGCCAUGCUUCCUAGCAGGUGACCACCGGGCCAACGAGCAGCUGGCCCUGACCUCCAUGCACACGCUGUGGUUUCGUGAGCACAACCGUGUGGCCAGAAAGCUCCUGGUUCUGAAUCCACACUGGGAUGGGGACACCGUCUACCACGAAGCACGCAAAUUUGUGGGGGCCCAGAUGCAGCACAUCACCUACUCCCAUUGGCUACCCAAGAUACUUGGGGAAGCUGGCAUGAAGAUCUUAGGAGAGUAUAGAGGCUAUGAACCCAACACCAACCCGGGCAUCCUGAAUGCCUUUGCUACUGCCGCUUUCCGUUUCGGCCACACCCUCAUCAAUCCUCUUCUCUACCGGCUCAAUGAAACAUUCCAGCCCAUCCGACAAGGACAUGUCCCACUCCAUAAAGCCUUCUUCUCACCUUUCAGGAUCAUACAAGAGGGGGGCAUUGACCCUCUUCUCCGGGGGCUCUUUGGGGUCCCUGGGAAAAUGCGGGUACCGUCUGAACUCUUGAACAUGGAGCUGACAGAGAAGCUCUUCUCCAUGGCCCACUCUGUCUCACUGGACUUGGCGGCCAUCAACAUCCAGCGGGGACGUGAUCAUGGCAUCCCGCCUUACAACGAUUUCCGAGUAUUCUGCAACCUCACGUCUGCGCAGGAGUUCGAUGACCUCAAGAAUGAGAUUAAGAACCUGGAGAUCAGGGAAAAGCUCAGGAGUUUAUAUGGAAUUACAAAAAACAUUGACCUCUUUCCUGCACUUAUGGUGGAAGACCUUGUUCCUGGGACCAGAGUUGGGCCAACUCUCAUGUGUUUGCUAGUGACCCAGUUUAGAAGACUCCGAGAUGGAGACAGGUUUUGGUAUGAGAAUCCAGGCAUGUUCACCCCGGCCCAACUUACUCAGAUAAGGCAGACAUCCGUGGCCCGCAUCAUCUGUGACAACAGCGACCACAUCCAGCAGCUUCCAAAGGAUGUGUUCCGGGUUGCCUCCUAUCCACAGGGCAUGGUGAGCUGUGAUGAUAUACCAGAAGUGGAUCUACGCAUGUGGCAGGACUGCUGUGAAGACUGCAGGACAAGGGGGCAAUUCAGGGCUCUCUCGCAGCAUUUCCGAAACAAGCGAUCGUCCGGCUUCAGCUAUCCAGAAGAAAACCCUUCCAACUCCAAGCCUGGUGAUCCAAGGAUGGAAGUACUAUCUCAGAAUCACCCCCCAGAAGAGGAUGUUGAGGAUUUGGUGAAGGAACUAGGAAAAAUCAUAUCUUCUCUUCGGAAGCAGGUCAGUGGCUUGGAAAGAGAAAUGAGAAAGCAACAGAGAAGGACUGCAGCCAAGUAUGGUGAUCAGCAGAAGAACGGAGAAAAGUGGAGCAAAAGAUGACCCAUUCUGCAUGCUAUUUCAGGCAAUCGCCAGCAGGCUGCAUUUGAUGUUUCCUACCAAGCAAAGCCUGUUUCACUCCAAGGGAAGCCAGAAGCAACAAGCAUCACCAUCCAGGCUCCACUGAAUCCUGGGUAUGCCUUUUGUAGGCGACUGCAUUUCUACGAACCCUCCACAAAUGUCUCAGACUUCUACGAAUGGUUUACUCUGCACCCUACACUGUCCUGCUUUGCAUAGUGAUUUAUUUCCCACCCAUGAUCUUCCCUGAAAAAGAGGCCAGUCUACCCACAGCACUGGUUUCAGAACAGUAGCCACUACUUCAGAAUAAGCCUGUCAUACUUCUAGAAGGCUUCCUUCAUCAUCACCGCCUUUUGCAAGCAAACUUGGCAACUCAGCAGACCCUGUUGAACAGUACCAUCAUCUCUGAAAGCCAAACACCCACCUGAGAUCCAAGCAAACCCAGCUGCAUCUCAGCAAACUUCCAAAUCAGCAAAAAUGUACAAGUCUGCAGGCCAAGAGCCUUUGGCUGUGGCAUAUAAGAAGGAGGGCACAUCUGUUGGAACCAGCCCCUGCCAUACCUAGUGUGCAAAUGCCUGUCUUGGAAAACAAAGCCAGAAAUGAAGAUUGACUGUACUUUCCCUUAGGCCACUGCGCUUCACCAGUCAUCGUUCUAAAGCUACAGGAAACUUGAAACAAACACCUGGCUGGGUGGACCCAUUUGUUGCUACCUUGAGCUGAUGGUGACCUUAUCUUCUCCUUGAAGCUGUGCUUUCCAAGUUGCUUCUGUUCUUUCCACAGUAGAUAUUUUCCACCGCUAUGAUUCUAGGCCACUUUUAAGAACAUGAUACAUGGAAAACACAAUACCUGUUGCAAUGAACCACUGGAUAAUGAGCAAGAUUCCUGUUAAGGAACACCGUCACAGGCUGUUCUUGGAAACACAAAUCAAGUUUGGACCAAUGUUUAGGUCCAACUAGUUUCCCUUGCCUUGGCCUACUUGCAUGCAAAUUGAUUAGAAAGCCAAAGGGGAAAGCAUUUAAAGACAGAGGUUUCCUUUCUCCCAUUGGAGAAGGUUAGCUUCUUCCAUAUUGCAGUCAUAGCCAAAGUGCAAGGAUAGGAAGCUCCUAUAGUAACACAUCCAAUGUGACUUACAGAAACGGACUGAAAUCUUGAAGCUGUAGUGCAGUGGUUCUCAAGCUGUGGGUCCCCAGAUGUUUUGGCCUUCAACUCUCAAAAAUCCUAACAGCUGGUAAACUGGCUGGGAUUUCUGGGAGUUGUAGGUCAAAACACCUGGGGACCCACAGGUUGAGAACUACUGAAUAGUGGUUUGCAAAAAGGAACCCUGAGAAUGAUAGUUCUGCAAGGAGCUGUGGUUCUCAAACAUAACUUCAAAAUUAGUUUUUAUGAAUGUUGUGGGGAAGCUCAUAACUAUAACAAAUGGUUAUUGUUUCUAUAGCAUAGAUAUUACUUCAAGGGCAGGCCAUGCCUUGCUGUCCUUGAACCAGACUUAAUUAUGUCAGUCUAUAUUUGGCAAUCCUCUGUAUUUCUUACCCCCACUAUUUGGGUGUCAUUUAUGGUGCUCUUUUUAUUUUGAGGUGCUUUUAAAAGAAAUUAGGAAUAAUGGUGCUAUGUUGUAUCUCAUGCCAGUUUAUUAUGAUCCAAAUAAUUCUUGUGUGCCAUUGCCUUUGAUUCUUGAUAUAAGGGAAUUUGAAAUGUAGGUGCUAAUUUUCUUACAUUUGCUAAUUAAUUAUCCAUUUUUCCUUUCCUACCCAACAUACACAUUCUUCCCGUGUACCUUUUCCUGUAAUGGAAGAGAAAGGUGGUUUUUCUUUUGUUCACCAACAACACUUGGUUCUACUAAUGGAUAAAGUGGGCAUUUUGCCAAUUUUAGGCAAUGUUGUCAACUGAUUCUUCAGUUGCUUGCAAACUAGCCAGUAGCAGAAAUUCCACUUUUUAUGGAGAACAUAGGCCAUAUUGUAGCAAACCCAUGACAUUCCCAUCCUUGCUGUCCUGUUUUAUUUUUCAGACUUGAUUUGUGGUGAGAUUAUAUGUGGAAGCAAGGAAAAUAACGUAAAUAGCAGUGCAGACUGAAAAACAUGACCCAGCAUGAUAUUACUGAGGCUUAAGAGACCCUGUGUCUAUAAUUAGUAGCUUCCUGUUCCACACUGAGCAAAAUAACGUGAUUUGGAAAUUAAAAAGGAGAGAACAUGUUAAUUAAAGCUCCCCUUUGUACGAUAUAGCACUUAAUUAAUGAGUAGAUGAGGAUGUUUAUCAGUUACAUUUCUGCCUUGCUGAAAGGGACAACAGGUACUGAAGGUGAAGGAAGGAAGGUGUUAAUUCACUUUGCAGAGGAGCAUUAUGGAACAGGGCCCGAUUUUGAAUACAAGAACUGACCCACAGCCACUGCAGAAGAAAUAAGAAUAAAGAAAAAGGGAGAAGUCUCUUUCCACACACUUUGUCAAUACAGAGUUUGAGAGGAUAUAUGACCAGGACCAAAAAAAUGGGGGGUGCCAAUAGGAUUUCCACACAUGGACCACAUAUAACCUAUGGGAUUCACAAUUCCCACCCUGUUCUACUCUGUUUGCACAUAAUUAUUUGUUGUUACGCACAUUGGGAUUUUUGUUUAGUAUAGGGUUUUGCUCAAGAGCCUGUAAUGUAACUUUUGGGACUCAUUUCUACAGCUCGUCAUUGACGCCAUUUCUGUCGGAAAUUGUGUUCAAAUACCUUAAAAGAAAGGGAGGGAUGCUGGCAGCUGACAAAAAAAAAUCAAUUUCUUAGUUUCAAUAUUGUUAGAAAUAAAACAUUUUUAAAAAAAUCA